AUGGAAAAGAUGUACGAAACUCGUGCGAUGUGGUCCCAUUAUUUCCUCUGGGAUAAGUUUUUCGGUUACAUAAGGACGACCUCACAGUGUAAAGGUAUAAAUUCUCUCAUCCGAUUUUAUGUUAAUCGCAAGAACACCCUCAUUGAAUUCAUGCAUAACCUGGAUAGGGCCUUAAAAGAGUAUAGAAACAAUGAAUUAAUAGCUAACUUUAAGUCUCAGUGCUCAGAGCCAGUGAUGAUUACCUCGUUGGAGGUAUAUGAAAGAUCUGCAUCAUGUUAUUUCACUCGAAACAUUUUCAAGGAAAUUUGUAAUGAGAUUCAGAGGGCAGGGGCUUUGAAUAUCAAGGUACUAAGCACAACCUUGGACAAGGUAGAGUUCAGUGUGACUGCUCUCGGAGACUCGGCCAAAGAUCGACAAGUGGAAGUCGAUAGAAGUAAGAAUCUGUUCUCGUGCUCGUGCAAGCUGUUUGAAUCACGUGGUAUUCCCUGUAGUCAUGUUUUCUAUUCCAUGAAGUUCGAAAACAUACUUGAGUUUCCAAAUUCGUUGAUCUACAAAAGAUGGACAAAGAAUGCAAAGAAUGAAUUUAUUAGCUUAGAAAUGCUUGUGAAUGAUGACGUCGAAAAGGUCUUAAAGUUUCGAGUUGGUGCAUUGGCAUCGAAUUGCAACAAGCUAUGUGAUAUUGCUUGCAAGGAUCUUGUAGACUUUGACGAAAUCCAGUCUAAACUUGUGAAGUUAGUUAUCCGCCUGCAGUCACGCAAACAAGGCAAGUCAACUCCUAAUGUUAACGUGGAAGGCAUCAACGAUCCCUUUGUUGUCAAAAGCAAAGGAGCCCCUUCCAAGAGGUCUUCUUGGAGGAAGAAGAGGGCAUGCUCUAAUUGCCACAAGUACGGUCAUUACUACAAGCACUGUCCAGAUCUGAUGCAGCAUAGUAUGCAAGGUAAUCCUUGCGAUUGA
Arachis duranensis is the source of this 954-nucleotide messenger RNA. Its product is annotated as protein FAR1-RELATED SEQUENCE 9-like. Bases 1 to 954 code for a protein of 317 amino acids. Gene Ontology annotation, biological process: regulation of DNA-templated transcription. Lineage: Eukaryota; Viridiplantae; Streptophyta; Magnoliopsida; Fabales; Fabaceae. The transcript has a single exon. Gene Ontology annotation, molecular function: zinc ion binding; nucleic acid binding. The record is from RefSeq and is a predicted model, not a curated record.